Molecule: messenger RNA, 2316 nt
Organism: Aspergillus welwitschiae
Lineage: Eukaryota; Fungi; Ascomycota; Eurotiomycetes; Eurotiales; Aspergillaceae
Product: Alpha/Beta hydrolase protein
Exons: 3
Coding region: 1-2316 (771 amino acids)
Molecular function (GO): hydrolase activity
Source: RefSeq, a predicted model, not a curated record
AUGCUUAGCUUCGACUCGCUCCUUAGCAGGGAUCGACUCAAAGAUGAGGGAAGCGUCUUUCUAGUACCCUUCUCCAAUCAUGACAGUUCAGAUAAAUCCGCCUAUGAGUUUGGUGCGCCUGAUGCAGAGUCUAUCCAAGACUCAGUGACUAAAAAGCGCCGCCAUGCCGUAUACUUUCCACGGCCUCCUGUUUGGUGUCCUCCACAGCAGUCAAGAACAUCGAGUCUCUCCGCAAGCAGCAGCAGCAGUUGUACAAUAGAAACGUGCAGUGGCCAUGCAGCCAAUGAUAGUGAGAUGCUCGAAGAUGCAUAUUCCUGCAUAGCUGAUGGCUGUGAAGCUACUGCUGCAUUAGCAGACAUGGUAUCUCGCACAUUAACCAACCAGUCGAAGUCUGACCAGGAGACCAUUAUUCUUCAUGAUUGGCCCGCUCGUGACAGACCGCAGGCAUGGCAACAGUUGGGUUCAGCGGGGAAAUACAUUCUGUCGGAUCGGCGAGCCUCCGUGCAACAUUGUCCGAGCCGAGUCCUUUUGCAGAGCUCCGUCUGCCACAAAGGGAAAGGCAUCCCUGCACGAUUGCAAGCAUACAAGGACAUACGUUUAGGUCUGGAUGAAAAGCGGUCCAUUCACGAAGGGUCCCUUGUGAUCUGUGUUGAUCCUGCAUAUACCCUGUCCGAUCAUGAUAAACCAUGUUCUGACGAGUUCGAUCUGGUUAGCGGAAAUAUUUUUGUUGUCUGCCGGCUGUAUUCCGAUUUAUGGGCUCUCUGCGCCGGUGCUUCACCACCUCAGUCGGAGAAAGUAUUCGGUGAGACAAUUACUACGGAGCCUAUGCGACUAGCCUUCCUGCCACUCUGCGCAGUGACGCUGGCCGCAAAUUUUAGCGCUUUCAACCAGAGAUGCAUCACUUAUGCUCGUGACAAAUCAGAGGAACCCAGGUAUCCUGGAAAUGGGCUGCCGGUUAUGCCUCCUCCACGGACUUCCAGUCUCAGCGAUGGCAAGCAGAUCUCCCGCGGAAACCGACGCCACAUUGCAUUUCCAGAAGUGGUAUAUGAUGCUUUUGACCGUAUCUCCGAAUGCAGCGAUGUCGACUUUGUGCCAGCAGACUCUUCUCUGGAGAAUGUGCUUUCUGACCUGACUGACCGAGGAAGUCGUCGACUCCAGCGCUUAGGCAACCACACCCCAUAUCCCCAACUAUGCCAUCGAUCCGAGCGAUCCUCUACAACACCUUCGCCCUCACCACUCUCCCCAUCCGCAUUCUCGGCACUCUUAUCUACUACCUCCCCCACUUCACGCGGCCCUCCAGCAUGGACCUACCGACAAGUCAUCAGCGUAAAACUCUUCUACAUAUGGCUGAGCGAUCAAACAGCAGUGGAAUACCGCACCCCAAAAACCCUCACUCCAGGCCGUGAAGGCGAUCGCUUCAUAAUCAUCAACCCGCCAGACACCACCACAUCUAACCAGCUAGCACUCUAUCUCUCCCGCGACAGCAUCCUCACCAGCGUCCCAUCUGUCCAACCCGUCCCCAUUGGCGCAGUAUGGCACCCUGCCCUUCCCUCCUCAAAACCAGCUCGAGUGAUUCUUCACUUCCACGGCGGCGCGUACGUCCUCGGUGGCGUCCGCCUCAAAGACAACAGCUGGAGCCCUAGCAUCCUCAGCAAAGUGAUGGCUUGUCCUGUCAUGCUGCCACAGUAUCGCCUCUCAGUGGAAAGAAAUGCCUCGUUUCCUGCCGCCCUGCAGGAUGGGAUCACGGCUUAUGUGUAUGUUCUCGAGGUGUUGGGGAUCGAGCCUCAGAAUAUAAUCCUGUCCGGUGAUUCGGCAGGUGGGAAUUUGGUUCUCUCCAUGAUUAGGUAUUGGGUCGAGGAGAAGAAGAAAGGGACGGAAGUAUUACCGCUGCCUGCGGCUGCGUUGUUAUGGAGUCCGUGGUUGGAUUUAUCGGAGAACGGGGCGCAGAAGGUUGAUCGGCAUCCGUGUCGAUGGGUUGAUUAUCUUUCUGGGGAUUUGCUGGAUUGGGGUAUCAGGCGGGUAACGCCUGAGGGUUGGGAGAGGGGACAUCGAUUUCUGAAUCCCCUUGGGAAUGGGUUUAAGGCUUUAGGAAUGCCGAUUUUCGUGCACACAGGAACGUCGGAGGUGUUUUUUGAGGAUCAUGUGGAGUUUGUGGAGGAGAUGAGGGCGUUGGGGAAUGAUGUCGAGUUUUGUGAGACGAAGGAUGCACCGCAUGAUAUUUUUUGGGCAGGGAAGGUGCUGGGUUUUGAGAGGGAGGCGGAGGAGGCGAUGGAGAGGGCGAGAACGUUUGUGAGGAGAGUUUGUUGGGUUGAUUGA